This is a messenger RNA of Alternaria atra, 1878 nucleotides long. RefSeq lists its product as uncharacterized. Gene Ontology annotation, biological process: lipid metabolic process. The record is from RefSeq and is a predicted model, not a curated record. NCBI's taxonomy places the organism in Eukaryota, Fungi, Ascomycota, Dothideomycetes, Pleosporales, Pleosporaceae. The coding region runs from base 1 to 1878 and encodes 625 amino acids. Gene Ontology annotation, molecular function: phosphoric diester hydrolase activity. The transcript has 2 exons.
AUGGCAUCCAACUCAGACAAGGAGGUCGUCCUCGUCACAGGUGACCGAUUCCUCAAUAUAUCCAUCAAGCUCGUCAUCCUAACUAUCUGUGUAGGCGCAACGAAUGGCAUAGGCCUGGACACCGUGAUUUACAUUGCAUCUGCUUCGCCAAAAUAUCAUGUCAUCAUCGGUGCACGCAACCUUUCGAAGGGUGAGGCAGUCUUGAAAGACGUGCAAGCCAAACCAGGCAUCCAAGGCACCCUCUCGUUAGUACAACUCGAUGCCAACGACGAUACUUCUAUCGAAGCUGCGGCCAAGAAAAUUGAGCAAGAUUUCAACCAGCUCAACGUUCUUAUCAACAACGCUGGUGUAUGCCCGGAGAGGGACGAUCCGUGGACCAACCGAGAGCUGAUGCGUACGAUAUUCGAGACCAACGUGUUUGGCGCAACACUUGUCACCCAAGCUCUUAUUCCCCUGAUGAAGCGCUCAUCCAACCCGCGCAUUAUCAACGUAUCCUCUAGUCUCGGCAGCAUCAGCGCAAUCUCCGACCAUAGCGCCCCUUACUCUGGUGUACCAUACCCUGGAUAUCGCAUGAGCAAAGCUGCACUGAACAUGUUGACGGCAUAUCAGUACUACCAGCUCAAGCCGCAUGGGUUCAAAGUCUGGACCUACUGUCCUGGCUUUGUGGUGACGGAUCUGGGUGGCGACAGAGAACAGCGGAAGGAGAAUGGCAUCGACAGCUCAGAGACAAGUGCAAAAGGAUUGUUGGAGAUUGUGCAGGGUGAGAGGGAUGCUGAUGAAGAAAGCGCAUUGGCAUCAAAGUCCGAUAUCCGCUUCAACCACAUUCAAGUUAUCGGAACGCACAACUCCUACCAUCGUGAGGUCUCGCUUGCUGAGAGACCCGUGUUCGAGAAGUACAUCCCGUCCCCAGAGGACUACUACUACUCGCACGCUGAGCUCGACAAUCAACUGGAGCACCAGUCUGUACGCUCUUUUGAGCUCGACUUGCACUCGGAUGAAAAGGGUGGCCUGUACUAUCCUCCUGUGAUCUGGACGUUGUCGAACUUGACCAACGCGACCACCCCCUACAAUGGCGACAUCCUGAAAAAGCCGGGUAUCAAGGUGUUCCACGUCACAGACUUUGACCCUGACUCUGUCUGCCACACUUUCAUCGACUGCCUCAAGCAGUUGAAGAGCUGGUCAGACGCAAACCCAAGACACGUACCCAUCACCGUAGACUUAGAGCUGAAGACCGAUGCGCCAGCAUGUCAGCUUGGUGGUGCCUGCCCUGGUGAAGCGACCAACUGGACGCUUCCUCGCCUCUUGAACGUUGACGCCGAGAUUCUCUCCGUUUUCCCCAAGAAACAACUCAUCCGGCCUGACGACGUGCGUAAGAGUGGCCUCACUCUCGAACAGUCCAUCCUGCAGCACGGCUGGCCAAAGCUGAAGGACGUCCGUGGCCGUCUUAUGUUCUUCUUCGACAACGACCCGAAACCCACUGAUCCCAACUCGCCUCGCGAGCUCUAUCUUACCGGCGCACCAUCGUUACAAAACCGUACUGUUUUCACCAACGCGCUCGAAGACUCUCCCGAUGCUGCUUUCAUCAAGCACAACGAGCCGCGCGGGAAUGACACCGCUGAGAUCCAGCGUCUUGUCAAAAAGGGUUACCUGAUCCGAACACGUGCCGACGUGCCUCUCGACACCAUCCUGAACCGCACCAUGGAGAUGCGCGAGAGCGCUUUUGAGAGCGGUGCGCAGAUAGUCAGUACCGAUUUUCCAGCUUGGGGCAUGAGCAGUCGAUGGGGUUGGGACUACGUCGCCAAACUUCCUGGAGGAUUGGCUGCAAGAUGUAAUCCUGUUAUUGCGCCAGAGGGAUGCAAGGAUAAGGACCUAGAAUAG